UAUCUCUGCAUCUUCAAAGUUAGCCAGAGGUAGACCAUCCAAUAGAAAGAAAACUAAGCACAGAGCUGAGAUCCCUCUGCAAGAAAACUCACAAACCCAUCUACCUUUUCUCAUUUCUAAUAAAACCCAAUUCUCCAAAUCAAUCAAGAAACCAACCAUGAUUUGAGCGAAGCCACUUGCAGAUGGGUUUUAUUGCAAAACCCUUUUUCCUCUUCUCCUUCACUCUGUUCCUCUUAGCAGGUUUUGAGUUCCUCCCAUCUGUGAAAACCGCUUCAGAUAUCACUACUUUUGUUUAUAAGGGUUGUGCAAGUCAGUCAUUCUCGGACCCUAGUUAUUUACAAUCCCUUUCUGCGCUUUUCGCUUCUCUCACAGCUCAGGCCUCCAAGGAGGCCUUCUUCAAAACCAGCACAGGUGGAGGCCAAGUCACCAUUUCUGGUCUCUUUCAAUGCAGAGGAGAUCUCAGUAAUAAUGAUUGCUACAGCUGUGUGGGUAAGCUCCCUGAUAUGGCGAAUCAACUUUGCGGAAGUGCCGUGGCCGCACGGGUUCAGCUCUACGGUUGUUACUUGCUCUAUGAGGUUUCUGGGUUUCCCGCAGUCUCUGGUGUGGAGAUGCUUUACAAGACUUGUAGUGCUUCUGAGGCUGCAGGGGUCGGCUUUGAGGAGAGGAGAGACACGGCAUUAACUGUUCUUGAAAGUGGUGUGGCGAGCAAUAAUGGGUUUUACAUGACGAGUUAUCAAUCGGUGUAUAUGUUGGCUCAAUGUGAGGGGGAUUUGGGGAGUUCAGAUUGUGAAAAAUGCGUGCAAACUGCUGUGCAGAAAGCUCAAGUUGAAUGUGGAAGUUCCAUUUCUGGUCAAGUUUAUCUUCAGAUGUGCUUUAUAAGCUAUAGUUACCAACCAAAUGGAGUCUCGAGGAAAUCUUCUUCAGUAGGUGUAGGGCAAAAUACAGGGAAGACAAUAGCAAUUGUUGUGGGAGGGGCAGCAGCUUUGGGAUUUUUAGUCAUAUGCUUGACGUUCGUUAGAUCUUUGAUGAAGAAACAUGAUGAUUAUUGAAUAUUGAGAGGAAGAAAUGGAUUUUGGAGAUUAGUAUAUUUUUUUUUUUCGUUGGAGAAAAUUAGAUUUGUUUUAGUGAACCAAAAUUGUGGUGAGAGAGACAGAGAGAGAUGGGCAAACACUAAAUACACAGGGUUUUCUUUUUUGGUUGUAAAGUUGGGGAAGAAUUUGUUGGGAAGAGAAAGCAUUUGAGACUAGAGCUGAUUAAGCUGCUGGUUGUGAAAAGAUUAUGAUGUUUUGUCUUUUU
This is a messenger RNA of Telopea speciosissima, 1296 nucleotides long. Its product is annotated as plasmodesmata-located protein 2-like. Gene Ontology annotation, biological process: transport of virus in multicellular host; plasmodesmata-mediated intercellular transport. Gene Ontology annotation, cellular component: plasmodesma. Bases 183 to 1049 code for a protein of 288 amino acids. Lineage: Eukaryota; Viridiplantae; Streptophyta; Magnoliopsida; Proteales; Proteaceae. The record is from RefSeq and is a predicted model, not a curated record. The transcript has 3 exons.